AUGCUGGAGUCAGUAACUCAGAGCAUGUUUCUGACAAACACCAUGGUUUGUGAUCCCCUGAUGCCUUGGACAGCGUUAUUUGGGACAACCAAAGAUGACUAUACCACCUGUGAUCAUCAGAAAGGGUCUUAUUCUUUCUGGACAUCCAUCCACCCAGAAUAUUGGAGUAAGCACAACGUCUGUGAAUGGUUGCAGUUUUGCUGUGACCAGUACAAACUAGAUGCCAACUGCAUUUCCUUUUCCCACUUUAAUAUCAAUGGCUUACAGCUGUGCAACAUGACCCAGGAAGAGUUCCUAGAUGCUGCAGGCAUUUGUGGUGAAUACUUGUAUUUCAUCUUACAGAAUAUCAGGAUGCACGGCAUUUCCUUUUUUACUGAUGCAGAAGAAACAAAGCCAUCCCUUAAGGACAGUGACCUUUUGACCAAGUUGCCACCAGAAUCAGGAGUUCCUUCUUCACUUCUCACGUUAUUCUGCAGUUCGGUCCCAGCCCGUGAGAAGGCAUGCAUGAGGGCAGGUAGCAUCAACGGCCAAGAAUGUCACAGUCAUGGUAGAACAAACCUGCAGAAUUCUCAUUUGUGGGAAUUUGUAAGAGAUCUGCUCCUUUCCCCUGACAAAAAUGGUGGCAUCCUGGAAUGGGAAGACAGGGGACAAGGCAUUUUUCGGGUUGUUAAAUCAGAAGCUCUGGCAAAGAUGUGGGGACAAAGGAAGAAAAAUGACAGAAUGACAUAUGAAAAAUUGAGCAGAGCUCUCCGUUACUAUUAUAAAACUGGCAUUUUGGAACGAGUGGACAGAAGGCUGGUGUACAAGUUUGGAAAGAAUGCCCAUGGAUGGCAGGAGAACAAGAUAUGA
Molecule: messenger RNA, 849 nt
Organism: Fulmarus glacialis (Northern fulmar)
Lineage: Eukaryota; Metazoa; Chordata; Aves; Procellariiformes; Procellariidae
Gene: ELF5
Product: E74-like factor 5 (ets domain transcription factor)
Exons: 6
Coding region: 1-849 (282 amino acids)
Biological process (GO): regulation of transcription by RNA polymerase II; cell differentiation
Cellular component (GO): nucleus
Molecular function (GO): DNA-binding transcription factor activity, RNA polymerase II-specific; sequence-specific DNA binding
Source: RefSeq, a predicted model, not a curated record